UGGAAGUUUUUUUUUUUUAAAGUGGAAAGCAUGGCUGCUAUCGGCGUGCAUUUUGGAUACACAUGUGCGUGUGUUGCAGUAUUCAAGGAUGGACGGGCUGAUGUGGUGGCCAAUGACGCAGGGGACAGAGUCACUCCAGCUGUUGUGGCGUACAGAGAAACUGAACAGAUUGUUGGUAUUGCAGCAAAGCAGGGCAGAAUAAGGAACGCUGCCAAUACUGUGGUGAAAGUGAAGCAGAUUCUUGGCAGAUGCUAUGAUGACCCAGAGGCUCAAGCACACAGAGAUGAAAGCAAAUGCACAAUUGUCAAGAAGGGAGAUUUGCCCAUGUAUGAACUCGACAUGGGGGAGACGACCAAGUACGUGUCCCCUGAAGACGUAGCCAAAUUGGUUUUCCACAAAAUUAAAGAGACUGCUCAGUCAGCUUUGGGUUCUGACGUUAAAGACGCCGUCAUUACUGUGCCUUUUGAGUUUGGCGAGAUGCAGAAAAAGGCACUGAGGAACGCUGCAGAAGGAGCCGGAUUCAACGUUCUCCGUCUGAUUCACGAACCCUCUGCUGCACUCCUGGCCUACGGCAUCGGCCAGGACUCUCCAUCAGGGAAGAGCCACGUGCUGGUAUAUAAGCUGGGCGGCACUUCACUGAGUGUGACGGCUCUGGAGGUGAACAGUGGGAUGUACAGAGUGCUCGCCACACACACCGACCACAGCACCGGAGGAGAGAGUUUCACACAGGCUCUGGCUCAGUAUCUGGCUGGCGAGUUCAAAAAGUUGUAUAAGCAUGAUGUGAGUGGGAACCUGAGGGCGAUGAUGAAGCUGAUGAACAGUGCCGAUGUAGCCAAACACACUCUCUCUACACUGGGCAGCUCCAACUGCUUCGUAGACUCGCUCUACGAUGGCGUGGACUUUGAGUGUAAUGUGUCCAGAGCACGCUUCGAGUUGAUCUGCUCAAACCUGUUCAGUAAGAGCAUCCAGCCAAUCAGAAAACUCCUGGAGCAAGUCAACCUCUCUACCUCAGAUGUCAACAAGGUGGUUCUGAGCGGAGGAUCAGCACGGAUUCCCAAACUGCAGCAGAUGAUCAAAGACUUGUUCCCAGACGUGGAACUGCUCUGCUCGAUUCCACCAGACGAGGUGAUCCCGGUGGGUGCAGCCAUGCAGGCGGGAAUCCUGGUGGGCAAGGACAGCCUGGACCUGGGCGAGGAGUCCAUCACUGUGGACUGCUGUGCCAGUGACAUCCUGGUCAAGGAAGUGGACGAGUCUGGGGCAGACCUCUUCACUGUUUUGUUUCCAUCCGGCACGCCCCUCCCUGCCCGUCGCCAACACACGCUGCAGGGUCCCGGCAGCCUGGUUUCUGUGUGUCUGGAGCUGUACCAGGCCCAGAAACCUUUAGCACAGAUUGUUCUUAGGGACCUUGAACCUAAAGAGGAGAUGCAUGAUAUUGUCACAGUGGUUACAAUGAAGAGAGACGGUUCACUCCACGUCACUUGUACAGAGCAAGGCAGCGGCAGAUCGGAGGCUGUUACUAUAGAAACAGCUGCAGCAGCGUCAUAGGAAACCUUCAUACGCUCAUGGUGUACUAUAUUAACGUUUAAACCACAGCACCUGUGAUGCAAGUGUUCUGUAGAAACCCCUGGGCAUUCCAAAACAAUCACAUGUUCCCUCAAAUGAAUGUUUCUUUAAAUCUGACAUUUAAAUAAAUGUUGUUGUUUUUUUCC
Ictalurus furcatus (blue catfish) is the source of this 1709-nucleotide messenger RNA. It is a transcript of the gene hspa14, whose product is annotated as heat shock protein 14. The record is from RefSeq and is a predicted model, not a curated record. The transcript has 14 exons. Bases 31 to 1545 code for a protein of 504 amino acids. Gene Ontology annotation, molecular function: ATP binding; ATP hydrolysis activity; ATP-dependent protein folding chaperone. Lineage: Eukaryota; Metazoa; Chordata; Actinopteri; Siluriformes; Ictaluridae. Gene Ontology annotation, cellular component: ribosome; cytoplasm. Gene Ontology annotation, biological process: cellular response to unfolded protein; protein refolding.